Messenger RNA from Suillus paluster, 714 nucleotides. RefSeq lists its product as uncharacterized. Bases 1 to 714 code for a protein of 237 amino acids. The transcript is spliced from 2 exons. NCBI's taxonomy places the organism in Eukaryota, Fungi, Basidiomycota, Agaricomycetes, Boletales, Suillaceae. Gene Ontology annotation, cellular component: membrane. Gene Ontology annotation, molecular function: protein C-terminal S-isoprenylcysteine carboxyl O-methyltransferase activity. Gene Ontology annotation, biological process: C-terminal protein methylation. The record is from RefSeq and is a predicted model, not a curated record.
AUGUCACUCCUCAAAAUCCCACUCAUUCUCUCAUCUGCUAUCGCUGUGCACGUAGCGUUCACACCCCCCCAGGUCGCCUCUAAGAAUGAGGUUGUCCAUGAUACUUUUAAUGAGUGGGUCAUCAUUCAGCACGUCAAAUACGGGCUCCCGAUCACAAAGGCAGUUUACUGGGCUGUUUCUCUCGCAGAAAUCGCUAUAGCCGCCUCUCGCAUGGCAGGCCCCAACACACUUCCCAGCGUGAUACAAAACACAGUCGGUCCACUUCUUUCAAGGAUCCAGGACGUGCCGAUUACUCCUUCUUUCCUUCUUGGCACAGCAGUUGUUGCCGUGGGAGGAUACCUCCGCUGGUCGUGUUUUCGCACCCUUGGUCGUUUUUUCACAUUCGAGCUCACUGCCCAAAAAAAGCACCAGCUUAUCACGACUGGACCAUACUCGAUCGUACGCCAUCCAGCCUAUUCAGCAGUCGUUGUGCAGUACAUCGGUAUAGUGAUGUUGCACGGAUCGGGGACUUCAUGGCUUAGACAAUCAGGGGUAUGGGGUAUCCCUGGACUGAAAGCGGUUAUGUUGGCAUGGCUGGUGGAGAGAACGAUUACUGUGACAAGCCUCGUGCGUAGGAUCAACCAAGAGGAGGAAGUCGUGAAGUCAAUGUUUGGAGACGAAUGGCAGAGGUGGGCAAAGGUAGUAAGAUACCGGCUCAUACCCGGCAUCUACUAA